This is a messenger RNA of Pisolithus orientalis, 1059 nucleotides long. RefSeq lists its product as uncharacterized. The record is from RefSeq and is a predicted model, not a curated record. The transcript is spliced from 9 exons. NCBI's taxonomy places the organism in Eukaryota, Fungi, Basidiomycota, Agaricomycetes, Boletales, Pisolithaceae. The coding region runs from base 1 to 1059 and encodes 352 amino acids.
AUGCCCAAGAAAUUUGCGACAUACAUUGACUUCUGUCUUGAGAGGAGGCUGAAAGAAAGGCUUAAGGUAGAACAUCACCCCUUCCUUCGUGGUGGCCACUGCUUGUAUCACCUCAUGCACAUUGGGCAGCAACUGAUCAAUAGCAGGAUGCAAUUGCACCCAUGUGCACAAACAGUUGGGGAGCAUGCCUUCUGGAAGGCAGUCAUACAAUUCCUGUCAAGUCAACUGGCCCCAGAUAUAGGUGUCAUGCUUGGUAAUGUCCCCCCACCCUCUCCUCCUCAUGCCAUCUGCAUCACAUGCACCCCUAUUGUCAAACCCUUAAAUGCUCCACAUGCAGUUAAGGGGGGGGAUGUGUCCAUGUUGAAUGGUAGCAAUGAGUCUCCACUGUCAUCUGUGUCUGUGGUAGAAAAUCUCAAGGAGAGUACAUUGGCCAUUUAUGCUUCCACACUGAAUUUGUCCAGCCACACCAAAUUUUUCUUUGGGGGUACCUCCAGUGAUGUUGCCAUUCUGAAAAGCAACUCUGAUGAUGUGACAGAAAUGGUACUCAGUGGGAUCUUUGAAAUUGACCAUCAAGGGUUCUUCAUGGCUCCCAAGGGCAGUUACAACCCAAAGAAUGCUUUCAGCCACAAGUUUUUGGAGACCAAGCUGAUAUGUAACCUGCUCACCAUCCAGCAUGAUGCUAUGGCAUUGGAAAAGCUUGUACCAUUGAAGAAGGGAGAGACUUUGCUUUCAUCUCAAAAGGACAUCAAGGAUGACCCCAAAAGCAUUGCCCACAAUGAGGAAGCUACUGCAGUAUGGCCUGUACCUGAUGACAUCAAGGAUGUGCUCACUUGUGCUGCCUCCACUCACAAUGUUUCCCCCCUCCCUGCAUUUGACAUCAAUGGCUCACCCAUCAAGCCUGUUGACUACCCCCAGGUGCAUUUUGCCAUGUUGCACUUCUUCAUCAAAGGAGAUAGGAAGUCAAUUUUCACUACAUCUCUUUGGGAGUUGUGCAUGUUGUGGGCCCCACAGCAUGGUCCUGUCAACCACUUCAAACAUACAUUCCCAGAAGUAAUCUGA